Molecule: messenger RNA, 882 nt
Organism: Copidosoma floridanum
Lineage: Eukaryota; Metazoa; Arthropoda; Insecta; Hymenoptera; Encyrtidae
Product: SUZ RNA-binding domain-containing
Source: RefSeq, a predicted model, not a curated record
CCCGCUCUCUCCUCGUCACUGCUGCAGCUGGUUAUUUCACGUAUAGUACUAUAGUAGCUAGGUAGCAGUUGUCGUCAUCAUCGUCUGGGAUAGGGAGACACGGGGGGUUCUCGCAUCUUCCCGAGGAGAAAGCCACAGCUGCUUCGGGAGAGAGAGACACAUGCCAAAGGUUACACAGUGAGCGCGCGUGUGUCCUUCCUACCCUAGAAAUGUCAGCCGUUGACGACGUCUUUGAUAGCUGGGAGGAGAUGGAAGAGUCAGGGGCCCUAGAUAGAAAGCUCAAGGCCCUCGAGGUGAACGGCGAGGACGGACUCGAGGACGACAGAGCCCGCAACGAAACAACGAGGAUAAUCAUACUCGGCAACGAGAGGAUGCGAACGCAAUAUGCGCCCAAGCCCGCGGUCAAAAUACUCAAGAGGCCUGACAGAAAUUCACAGAGCGAAGGCCAGCUGCUCAAUGGUGACAAGCCAAAACAGCCUAUUAAGUCUCUAAAACAGAGGGAACAGGAAUACGCAGAAGCUAGGAAGCGAAUAUUAGGGGAGGAAAAGAGCCCAGAAGAAAUUAAACUGGUGUCAGAGGUCAACAGGAUACAGAGUAAAACGUUAAUACCUGGGACGAGCAAUUUAGCGAUAAACGUGACGAGGAUGCCCAUAGGGCCAGAUGGAACCAAAGGAUUUAAUGUGCGCAGAUAGCGUGUAUCUGUACAAUAUAGUGCUCGACUGAGAUCAUCAGCCCUGUCAUUCGUUGUGCUGCUGUCUUAAUUUUUCUCUUAUCCCUGAGUGUGUUAAGGGAAAGGAAGGAACGGCUAUGAGGCCUACAGUAGCGAUUGCAACGUUAUGACAAUGAUGAUUGCUUGCCCAUUGGUACCAUACAUUGUGGCAG